UACACACACACACACAUAAACUAAACACAUAUAGUUAGCCAUUCAGUGUUAUCGAAAUCUCACAUCCCUUAUUUAUUAAAUUAUAUGCAAGAAUAUAUACCGUAAUUAAAAUGUUACAAUCAUUCGAUGCUCUCGAACAAAAAAAGAAAUUCGAGGAGAAUCGGUGAAGCGUCUGAUACGCUUGCAUAGAAAACAUAAAAGAUAAAAUUCCAAAGCAAAAAUAGUAAGGUCCCGUAGUGCUUAGAAUAGACAUAAGGAAAAAAUCGAUACUCGAGGACGUGCACCAUAUUGCUAUGACACCAUAAUUUGUUGAUCAUUGUGAGUGAAGAACAUCGAGAAAAUGCCCGAAAACUUGGAGUUGCAUCAGUUUGUUGAUGGUUUUCGCCACAGUGAUGCUUUGUCCAAACGUUGGUUCGCACGCAUAAGGAAUAAAUUAAAUUGUCCCUACUUGGGCAUAAUUCUAGCCACAUUAUCGUCGUUAUUCUUUUCGUUAUGUUCUGUGAUAGUCAAGGGACUGGUUGACAUUAAUCCAAUGGAAUUGGCGUCCUUUAGAUUCAUUGGAGUCCUAUUACCAGCCAUUCCGAUACUAGUUUACACCAAACAACCUGUAUUCCCAGAAGGAAAGAGAGUCAUCCUUUUGCUGCGAUGCUUCAUGGGCACCACCGGACUCAUGUUAAGUUUCUACGCAUUCCGACACAUGCCUUUGGCGGAUGCUAGUGUAAUAAUAUUCUCCACGCCCGUGUUUGUGGCCAUAUUUGCCCGGGUGUUUCUCAAAGAGCAAUGUAGCCUAUUCAAUGUUAUCACGAUAAUACUAACAUUAAUCGGCGUGGUCCUGAUUACGCGGCCGCCAUUUGUGUUUGGUGACUCGGUGCCCUCUUUGGAGGCGGAACGGUAUGAGGGAAAACACUACGACAUUUGGGGUCCAGUAGCAGCCAUAUCAUCCACUCUAUUUGGUGCCAAUGUAUACAUCUUACUCAGAGCCCUGAAAGGUUUGCAUUUUUCUGUAAUUAUGACAAAUUUUGGAGCAUUUGCGCUCGUCUAUACAUUGAUUGUAUGCGGUUCGAUUGGGGCAAUUUGCUGGCCAGCUUGCGGUCGUGAUAGAUGGUUGGUAGUCGUUUUGGGCAUAUUUAGUUUUCUUGGACAAAUACUCCUAACGUUGUCCCUGCAACUAGAGCAAGCUGGACCUGUGGCAAUUGCCCGCUGCGCUGAUAUUGUAUUCGCCUUUAUAUGGCAAAUGAUGUUCUUUGGCGAAGCGCCCACUGGCUACUCACUUUUGGGUGCAUUCCUUGUAGUAAGUUCGGUCAUAUUGACAGCGCUCAAGAAAUGGGCGUUAUCGUUGCCACGCGAUAGCGAAGUAAGAAAACGACUGCGUUUUUUAUUUAUCGAUUAAGUAGAAUCUAAAUUAACCUACCAAAUUAAUACACAUUAACCAUUUCCAACUUAAAAGAGCGCAUCGUGCAUUGUGGUUUCUCUCAUCUCUUGUAGUUAUUAAUAGUAAAUGAAUAAAUAAAACAAAUAAACCAAUCAA
Molecule: messenger RNA, 1528 nt
Organism: Stomoxys calcitrans (stable fly)
Lineage: Eukaryota; Metazoa; Arthropoda; Insecta; Diptera; Muscidae
Product: solute carrier family 35 member G1
Exons: 3
Coding region: 341-1390 (349 amino acids)
Cellular component (GO): membrane
Source: RefSeq, a predicted model, not a curated record